This is a messenger RNA of Metopolophium dirhodum (rose-grain aphid), 1141 nucleotides long. RefSeq names its product small ubiquitin-related modifier-like. The transcript is spliced from 2 exons. Lineage: Eukaryota; Metazoa; Arthropoda; Insecta; Hemiptera; Aphididae. Gene Ontology annotation, cellular component: PML body; nucleus. Gene Ontology annotation, molecular function: ubiquitin-like protein ligase binding; protein tag activity. The coding region runs from base 401 to 796 and encodes 131 amino acids. Gene Ontology annotation, biological process: protein sumoylation. The record is from RefSeq and is a predicted model, not a curated record.
AAAAGGAGGAUAUACGCUAAGACAAUAAUAUUCUAUUUGAGAAGAAUGGGUUCUCGGCCCUCCCCCCAAUUUUUGCACUGUUGAUAACAAAGCACAGUGUACUCCAACUGCACUGUUGUAGGUAAUCAUUUCAUGUACAUUGUUAAGGAAAGCGUCUAUCGUGGUAUCGUGAAACGUCUAUAGUUUGUUUUUGUCUCAAAGCGUUUACUGUUUAGUAAUUUUGCUGGUCCCGUCACCUGUCAUAUAUAUAUAUUAUCGCCAUUCUGGACGCCAUUUUUAGUCGAUUAAACCUUAUUGGAUUUGAAUUUCAAUUGUCUUCAAAUUUUCAUAGACAUAUUAUAAUUAAGAAAAUCCUGACUGGGCGUAAUUUAAUUUUAAAUCUCAAACACCAUAAUCAAAAAUGUCUGGCGAUGAAGAAGCAUCCAAAUCAUUGCCAUCCACAUCUGAAACCAACAACAUUGCAGAGUCAUCUGAACAGAAUACAGAAGUUGAUGGCAAUACUAAUGCCGGUGCAUUAGAAGUUACUGAUGAUAAAGCUGCAGCUGCUGAUGAAUACAUUCGUCUACGCGUAAUAACUAGUGAUAUGACCAAUGAGGUGCACUUCCGUGUGAAGGCUGCCACAGCCUUGGUUCGCCUGAAACGCUCGUACUGCAGCAAGUUGGGUUUUCAGGUGGGCGAGUUGCGUUUUGUGUUUGAUGGUCAUCGGAUCACUGAUGAUGAUACCCCAAAAAAGCUAGGUAUGAUCAAUGACGAUGUCAUAGAAAUUUACCAAGAAAGAACUGGUGGUGGCAUGUAAUGUUUGUAAACAUAAGUUAAUUGUUCUAACCAACAAUUAUUUGUUUUUUAUCUUAAUUCUUUAAGUAUUGUAAAUGAAAAUUAAAGGUUUUUAAUUGAUUCUCCUUUAUCUAUAUCUGUAGUUAAUUUAAAUGACCAUCGGUUAUUAAACAGUUUCAUGUUUAACUAAAGUUUAAAAAAAUUUCCAAUUAUUAAAUUAAAGAAUGUAAAUAAAACAAAUGUCAAAAACCACAUUUUAUUUUUCAUUAUUUUUUAUGUAUUUAACAUUUUUAUGAUUAAUAUACCUGAAUUAAUAAUUUGUUAUAAAUACAUACAAUAAAAAUCAAUUAUAAUAUGUUUAAAUAAA